AUGGAACAAAGGGAAGGUGAUCUCCUGAGCGGCAGCGUCGAAAGCAUUGUGCCUCCGAGAUUGCGUGAUGUCGAGACGAAAUUCCGGAUUCCUGUGGGUCAAAAACAAUUCAAACUCGUGUGCCCAAUCAUCGCUAACGCCAAGGACAGCGUGAUGGUCCAAUGGUCAAAAAAUGGCGAGCAACUUGAUUGGGACAAUCGCUAUAAGAUUUCCAAAGACGGGAAGGAAUUGAGAAUGAAGAAUUUGAGAUUAGAAGAUAGCGGACAGUACCAAUGUCAGGCUACCAACGGAUUUGGACACAUGACUCUAGACUUCCACGUUCAUGUUUUUGAUGAAAACGAUAGAUCAAACUCCGUAAAUCACAAUUUGAUUCUGGCCAAUAGAACUUCAAGUCCAAGUUGGUUGGUUGAUAUGAGUUCCGAAUGGCCUUCAACUUUGAAAAUAAACGUUGGUGGAAAACUUGAAUUGCGUUGCCCAGCUCAAGGAAAUCCGCUUCCGCAUAUCAAAUGGUAUCGCAAUGAAUAUUUGCUGAAUGGAAAUGUCGAUAAUCGCAUUUCGUCAAUGGUAAUUGACCCAGUUGACAAGUCCCAUACUGGAUCUUACCGAUGUGUCGUUGAAAAUCCUUUGGGAUCGUUGAGCUUCACAUUUGAUGUUUCUGUUGCCGACUACUUCGAUUCGACAACAACCGAAAGUAUCGUAGUCUUGGAAUCAAAUAACGUGCCCGUGAUUGAUCAACCUUACAAUAUUACCGUUUAUGCUGGGCACACAGCGCAAUUCCAAUGCAAAGUGAAAACUCACGAGAACACAUUGAUCAAAUGGUUGAAAGAAGUUUCGAAUCCAGAAGAAAUCAAAAGAAAUGACCCAAGCACCACAAUUAUUAACGCUAAUGGAAUGAAUCUGUUGGUUUUGGAUCAUAUUCAGACCGAUAGUAUCGUUCCAACUGACGGCCAGAAAAUGUAUACCAACCGAUUGACAAUUAACAAAGUUUCUCGUGAACACGCUGGUCGUUAUAUUUGCGUUGUCACCAGCGCUGAAGGCAACAUUGUCUACAAAGCUGCUCAGUUAAACGUCCUGUCAAACUACGACUUCUCGUUCCGUAUUUCUACUGAUACUGUUCUUUUGGUCAUCUUUCCCCUUGUUUCAAUCUUUGUAAUUAUGGUGAUUCUUGGUAUAAUAUGGUUAAAGAAAAACCAAGAGCCAUCCGGAAAAGCUUCCACGAAACCGCCACCACCACCUCGCAUGCCUCCUCCAGCCGCACCCCAAGAAAGUGAUUGGGCCAGUGAUCGAACCCUUCACUCGUCAAAACCCCUUCUUCUUAACAACUCGAUGUUUCAACAAAACAAUUCAUUAAAAUAUCAUGCGGCAACUUUAGAUAGAAGCAUCCCUCAAAGAAAUGAAAGAAGAUUCGAUGAGAUGUCUAAUGUUUACGACAGUGGAUCUGUGCUACCAUACUGGACUCAACAAAGAAACAAUAACUCCAUCUACAAUGGAGGUUAUCGGACCUUAGAAGUGUUCAAAAACCGUAAUUACCCAACUUCUGAAGAAUAUUUUGAUCAAGAUAACUAUUUUCAUAACCAGCGUCGUUAA
Molecule: messenger RNA, 1587 nt
Organism: Caenorhabditis bovis
Lineage: Eukaryota; Metazoa; Nematoda; Chromadorea; Rhabditida; Rhabditidae
Source: the annotation of a GenBank genome assembly